GUUUUUGUGGAAGUGCACCAACAACAACCGUCAUCAUGGGUGGACCGACAAGUACGACUGCUGCUGCUGCACCGGAAGGAACGACUACUACGCUCCAGGCGCGCGUGCUGGAUGUGAUGAAGAACUCGGCAGCAUGGGAGGCCAAGCACAAGGAAGUGAACGAGGGGUUCGUCGUGACGCGCUUCCCGCCCGAGCCCAACGGGUACUUGCACGUGGGGCAUGCCAAGUCGAUGUCGAUGAACUUCAGCCAAGCGUUCGACAAGUUGGGCGUUGCUGAGGACAAGCGCCGCACGAUCUUCCGGUAUGACGACACGAACCCGGAAGCGGAGAGCCAAGAGUACAUCGAGGCGAUCCGUGCGAACGUGGACUGGUUGGGGUGGAAGCCUUGGAAGACCACGUACAGUUCCGAGUAUUUCGAUCAGUUGUACGCGUUUGCGUUGGAGUUGAUCCACAAGGGUCGGGCGUACGUGUGUCAUCAGUCCAAGGCCGAGAUCGAGGCGAGUCGGUCCAUCCUCCGCGACCUGCACGGCCGCGCGUCCGCGGAAGGGCUGGUCUUGACCGAGUCCGUAUUGGCGGCGGCAGCGUCUCCAUUCCGCAACCGAUCUGUCGCGGACAACCUGCGGCACUUUGAGCGCAUGCGGCGCGGCGAGUACGCGGAAGGCGCAGCGUCGCUUCGCUUGAAGAUGCAGCUCGACUCGCCCAACCCCAACAUGUGGGACUUUGUCGCAUAUCGCAUCAAGUUUGUGCCCCAUCCACACAUUGGCUCGAAAUGGUGCAUCUACCCCACGUACGACUACACGCACUGCAUCGUGGACGCGCUCGAGCACAUCGACUACUCGAUCUGUACACUCGAAUUCGAGACUCGCCGCGAGUCGUACUACUGGCUUCUGGACGUACUGGACCUGUACAAGCCCACCGUGUACGAGUUUGCGCGCCUGAACAUCACGUUCACGGUACUAUCCAAGCGAAAGCUGCUCAAGUUGGUCACCCAUGGCCUCGUCCGCGGCUGGGAUGACCCGCGCCUCGCGACACUCAACGGCCUUCGCCGCCGCGGCUUUUCCGCGCCCAUUCUGAACGCAUUUUGCAAAGACAUUGGCGUCACCCGUGUCCAAUCUACGAUUCAGAUCCAACGACUGUAUGCCGUCGCCCGCGCGCACUUGGGCGAUGCAUCCAAGCGGGCCAUGGCCGUACUCGACCCCGUGCCCGUGGUGGUGGACAACUACGAGCCGUACACGUGCGAAGUGCUAGACUACCCCCAAGACAAGGAUGUGGAGCAUGGACGCCAUAGCAGCCAUCCCGUGGAGCUCACGCGCACGUUCUAUUUGGAUCGAUCGGACGUGCGGUCGGUCGACAGCGCCGGCUUCUUCGGCGUCGCGCCGUCUAAAAUUGUGCGGCUCAAGUAUGGCCCCGUGUUUACGUGUACCCGCGUGGAUGUGGAUGCUUCGGGCAACGUGACGCAAGUGGCGGGUACAUGCAGCUACGUGGAGGACGAGUCUGUGAAACCCAAGGGCGUGCUGACGUGGGUAUCGGCGGCGGCGGCGCCAGUCGAAGUCCGCGUGUACUCGCACCUGUUUACGGUACCGGAGCUCGGUGCCGUCGACGACUGGGAGGCGCUGGUGGACUCGUCGGGCAGCGAGAAAGUGUACGGUAAAGCGUUGGUGGACGGUGCAGCUAUUGGUGGCAGUGACGUGCUGACGUCGUUUCAGUUUGAGCGGCUGGGGUACUUUGUGGUAGACCAGGACUCGACGGCGGAGCGGGUCGUGUUCAACCAGAUUGUGGCGCUGCGGGACAACGACAAGGCGGACGACGCGCGCAAGGAGGAGCAGCUGCGUCAGCUGGCGGACAAGAAGGCCAAGAUGCACAUCGACCCCCUCGAUAUGUUUAAAGCAGACGCAGCGUACUCGCAAUGGGAUGACAUGGGCAUGCCCACGCACGACGCGGAAGGUCGUCCGCUGAGCAAAAGCCUCUUGAAGAAGCUCCUGAAGGACCGUCUCAAGCAAAAGAAGCUGUUUGACGCCAACAAGUAGUAGGUGAAGGUGGGAACAAACCACACGAUCACACACGGCUAAGAUAUGCAAAAAUGCCAGUCUACUAGUUCUACUACUACUGGAUUCAUAGUAGUACUAUUAAUAGUACCUUGGACCCACA
Messenger RNA from Aphanomyces astaci, 2148 nucleotides. Its product is annotated as glutamine-tRNA ligase. Gene Ontology annotation, biological process: translation; glutaminyl-tRNA aminoacylation. Bases 36 to 2027 code for a protein of 663 amino acids. The transcript has 4 exons. NCBI's taxonomy places the organism in Eukaryota, Oomycota, Saprolegniomycetes, Saprolegniales, Verrucalvaceae. The record is from RefSeq and is a predicted model, not a curated record. Gene Ontology annotation, cellular component: cytoplasm; cytosol. Gene Ontology annotation, molecular function: glutamine-tRNA ligase activity; ATP binding.